Scheffersomyces coipomensis is the source of this 876-nucleotide messenger RNA. RefSeq lists its product as uncharacterized. The record is from RefSeq and is a predicted model, not a curated record. The transcript has a single exon. The coding region runs from base 1 to 876 and encodes 291 amino acids. NCBI's taxonomy places the organism in Eukaryota, Fungi, Ascomycota, Pichiomycetes, Serinales, Debaryomycetaceae.
AUGAAAAGGUCAAAUUCAGAUUCAUUAACUUUAUAUUCUUAUCAACCUUGUUCAACAAGUAUAACUUCGAUUUCAACCACCUCGAAUAAUAUCAAUAUCAAUAAUAAUAAUAAUAAUAAUACUAUUCCUACUAGUACUAAUAGUCCUCCUAUUAAUAAAUCUUUAAAACGAGUUAAAUUAGAACAUGAAAUCUUCUCCACUUCCAUAAAAGAUAUCGAAUUAAUGUUUAAUCCUAUUACUAUUAUCGAUCAUCAAAGUUUACAAAAGGAUCAAUAUAAAUUCAAUUUUAAUUAUAAAUCUUCAAGUCAACCAAAAGUUCUUCCAACUCAUAAUAUCAUCAAUAAUAAUAAUAGUACUAAUAAUAUGAUUGUUCCAAAGUAUACUACCAUGGCAAGAAGUUCCAAUGUUAAUACUGUUCAUGAUAAUAGUACCAUAUUGAAUGCUUUGAAAUAUGAUUGUAUAAAUUUAUCAUUAUUAUCAUCGAUUAGUUCUGCCUCGAUUUCAGAUGAAGAAGAAGAAGAGGAAGAUGAAGAAGAAGAAGAAGAGGAGGAAGAAGAAUUCGAUGAAGAUGAUGAUGAUCAAUUCAUCGAUAAUACCAAAGUUGCUAUUCCAAUCUUACCAUCCCAAACUAAAUCUGUAAAUAAUAGUCUUAAUAAUUCCUUAUGGCAACAAUCUAAUAUUCAUAAUCAUUCCGUGGCUCAAUUAAUCAAUUUUGAAUUGAAUUAUUUACCAUUGGAAAUGACGGGUGAUGAUCUUUAUGAUGAUGAAGAUGAAGUUAAUGAUGUUAGUUUAAGAAGAGAUUUAAUUAGAUUAAGGAAAUUUAGUUUGGAACUGGAUUUAAAUAGAAUUGAUGAGAUGAUUCUUUUGAAUCACUAG